GCCCCCACACCUCUCUGAAGGCCAACAUCGUCUCACAGUCAUUCGAAUUCGAAUUGCACAGGAGUCCCCCCAACCACGGCCACAAAGUCCCUCGCAUCCCGGCCACGUGAACAUCAGGACCUCCGCGUCGGCAUUCUCCGUCCCCGAUAGAUACCCCCACCCCGGUCUCCGGCGCAUCUCGAAUUACCGAGUGGUAAUUUCACCGAAGCCCGCCAUGGACGCAGAGAUUCGAGCCGUGAUCCCCAACAUCGACCCCGUCGUGUCCGAGUAUUCGGCCGGCUACCUUACGCACGCUUCGACGGUAUGGUCGAGCGAUGAGGACGCUGUGGGGCCGUCGCCCCUCGUUGAGGCCUCCUCGGCCAUUACCGAGCUGCUCCUCUCCGCCUCUGGUAAUCCCGGUGCGGCCCUCGAGGACAAGAUCCGCAGCCUGGUCGACAAAUGGGUUGGCCGGUACUCGACCACCAGCGCCGAAUCUCAGGAGCGGAGGGGGCCCACCGUCCGCCGUCUCGACCAGACCAUCCAGGUCAGCGCCCAGAGGAACAUGUCGUCCACGUUGGCCGUGGCCACUGGCGGUGUCGACCUCGAGUCGGCCAAUGUCCGCAAGGUCGAGUCCAAAGUCGACAAGAAGAAGCUUGAGAAGGCCGAGCGCAAGAUCGCCGCCAAGCAGAGCAAGAAGGAGUUCAAGACGGUCGAGUACGAGGCCUCCCGUCUCCUGAACGAGCCCGAGUCGGCCCAGUCAUACGAGGAGUUCUACAUGGCUGUCAACCCCCUGCAGCUAGGCUCCGGCCAGGGUGGCAAGUCCAAGGACAUCAAGAUAGACAACGCCGAUGUCUCCAUCGGCGGCAACAGGAUCUUGGCCGACACCACCUUGACUCUUUCGUACGGACACCGUUAUGGUCUCGUCGGCCACAACGGUGUGGGUAAAUCGACACUUCUCAGAGCGCUCUCCCGGAGAGAACUCCCCAUCCCUACACACAUAUCCAUUCUUCACGUCGAGCAAGAGAUUACUGGCGACGAUACGCCCGCAUUGCAGGCUGUCCUGGACGCCGAUGUUUGGCGCAAAGUGCUCCUCAAGGAGCAAGCUCAAAUCACCCAAAGGCUGGCGGAAAUCGAGACCCAGCGGUCGUCCAUGGCCGACACCUCGGUCGAUGCGUCCAAACUUGACCAAGACCGUGAAGCCCAAGACCAAAGGCUAGGAGACAUCCAAGCCAAGCUUGCCGAGAUGGAAUCAGACAAGGCCGAGCCCCGGGCUGCCAGCAUUCUGGCAGGUCUUGGUUUCUCCCCCGAGCGCCAGCAAUUCGCAACCAAGACCUUUUCAGGUGGUUGGCGAAUGCGUCUGGCGCUGGCGCGGGCGCUCUUCUGCGAGCCUGAUCUUCUGCUACUCGAUGAACCCUCUAACAUGUUGGACGUGCCUUCCAUUACCUUCCUUUCAAACUAUCUGCAAACUUAUCCUAGCACUGUGCUUGUUGUUUCCCACGACAGAGCAUUCCUCAACGAAAUCGCCACCGACAUCAUCCACCAACACUCGAUGCGCCUCGACUACUACAGGAGCGCCAACUUUGACACCUUCUACGCGACAAGGGAGGAGCGCAAGAAGACAGCCAAGCGCGAGUACGAAAACCAGAUGGCCCAGCGGGCACAUCUGCAGGCAUUUAUCGACAAGUUCCGGUACAAUGCUGCCAAAUCUUCCGAAGCCCAGUCCCGUAUCAAGAAACUGGAACGCAUGCCCGUGUUGGAGCCGCCCGAGGUGGAAUACAGCGUGCACUUCAAGUUCCCAGAGGUAGAGAAGAUGACGCCCCCUAUUGUUCAAAUGACGGGCGUCACUUUCGGUUACUCCCCGGACAAGAUCUUGCUCAGAAAUGUCGACCUCGAUGUCCAACUCGACUCGAGAAUCGGCAUCGUUGGACCCAAUGGAGCGGGUAAGACAACGGUGCUCAAGCUUCUCAUCGGCAAAUUGACGCCCACGUCCGGCUUGAUAUCCCAAAACCCUCGACUUCGCAUCGGAUUCUUCGCGCAGCAUCACGUCGAUGCGCUGGACAUGAACGACAGCGCUGUCGGCUUCAUGGCCAAGAACUACCCUGGCCGGACUGACGAGGAGUAUCGGCGCCAGCUGGGCGCAUUCGGUCUCACGGGCAUGAUAGGGCUGCAGAAGAUGGAGCUGUUAUCAGGAGGUCAAAAGUCACGCGUGGCAUUCGCUUGUCUCGCUCUCACAAACCCGCACAUUUUAGUGCUCGACGAGCCGUCCAAUCACUUGGAUAUUGAGGCGAUGGAUGCCUUGUCGUCGGCGCUCCGAGAGUUCCAGGGAGGAGUUCUGAUGGUUUCCCACGACGUCACGAUGUUGCAGACAGUCUGCACGUCGCUGUGGGUUUGUGACAACGGGACGGUGGAGAAGUUCCCCGGCGAUGUUCAGGCCUACAAAAAGAGGAUUACGGCACAAGCCGACGCUGCGGGCGUUGUGAAGGCACAUUAGGAGCAUAUGUCAUAAGAGGAAAAAAAAAGCAUUAAUCUGCACAUGUAUCUAUCUAUCUGAAAUAGUUGAAGCUAGAGUCAAUCCAUCUUAUGAUCUCGGCGGACUGCC
Lasiosphaeria miniovina is the source of this 2578-nucleotide messenger RNA. Its product is annotated as P-loop containing nucleoside triphosphate hydrolase protein. The transcript is spliced from 3 exons. The record is from RefSeq and is a predicted model, not a curated record. Lineage: Eukaryota; Fungi; Ascomycota; Sordariomycetes; Sordariales; Lasiosphaeriaceae. Gene Ontology annotation, molecular function: ATP binding; ATP hydrolysis activity. The coding region runs from base 215 to 2470 and encodes 751 amino acids.